AUGAACAUACGGGCCGGGGUACGGUUUGCGGAUGAUCUGGUACUGAUUAUUACGGCAGAAACCCAAAAUACGCUGGGGUUCGAGAAGACUAAGGCACUUAUAUUAUGCGGUUCUAAAAACAGGGACAGUCUUAGGAUUAAGAUCAAGAAUACCGACAUUAGGCCAAGUAAGGACCUCAAAUACUUGGGCGUAAUUUUGGACAACAAAGGGACGUUUGGAGCCCACAUUAGCAACGCAACAGAUAAGGCAGAGAAGUCUAGUUCCGCCUUGAAUAAAUUAAUGCCAAAUGUUGGAAGACCAACGGGUAGAGCUAAAAAGAUUCUGCUGAAUGGGGUGGCAAAUUACGGAACACCCGUAUGGUAUAAAGCAUGUGAGAUAGCCAAGCAUAGGGAGAGGCUUCCAAGAACCCAGAGGAAGUCAGUGUUGAGGAUCACGUGCGCCUAG
This is a messenger RNA of Zophobas morio, 444 nucleotides long. RefSeq lists its product as uncharacterized. NCBI's taxonomy places the organism in Eukaryota, Metazoa, Arthropoda, Insecta, Coleoptera, Tenebrionidae. The transcript is spliced from 2 exons. Bases 1 to 444 code for a protein of 147 amino acids. The record is from RefSeq and is a predicted model, not a curated record.